AGAUCCCAUCCAGGUUUGCUCAGGUUGACUACCGAGCUUUGAAGAAGAUUCUUAAGCGAUGCCUCUCCUCGCGAGCUCACAGCGACGCCAUUCCAGCAUGCGCGCCCAGCCCGCCAGAGGACGCUUCCAAAAACGCCCUCAACUCCGUCAACCCCGUCGACGUUAUUAACUCCGUCAACUUUGACGCUGUCAAGCCGGCGGCCGGUUGUCCUCAGUGCGACGACGAGUUCUUCAAGCUUCUGGAGGAAGAGCUGCGAAGCAUCGAGCGAAGCUUCACUCGCGAGGCGGCUCGCGUCAUCAGCUGCCAUAACGCGCACGGGCUGUCGGCGAUACUUUCGCGCUUCUCCGAUUACAGCAAGCCCGAGGUCAUGUACUGUGCAGCAUCGAGCCUGCUGGAGCACCUCGCCCUCAGCUACCUCGCUACAAGGAAAAUCGUUAAGAAGUACGUGAAGGUGCACAGUAGUUCUGUGAAAACGGGGGUCAGUAACGGGGAUGUGUCGGACAUGGCUGAGAGCCACGGAGCCGGCGGAAACGGCGGAAACGCGGAGCAACUGGAAGGAAUUCGGCUGCUGCAGCAGCGCAUUUUACGGUCGCCUCUCAUGCUGGAGCUGACCGCGUUGCUGUCGAACCUGAGCUAUGCGCUCGAGCAGAAGCAGCUGAAGCUGCAGCUGAAGCAGCAGCAGCAGCAGCAGCAGCAGCAGCAGCAGCAGCAGCAGCAGCAGCAGCAGCAGCAGCAGCAGCAGCAGCAGCAGCAGCAGCAGCAGCAGCAGCAGCAGCAGCAGCAGCAGCAGCAGCAGCAGCAGCAGCAGCAGCAGCAGCAGCAGCAGCAACAGCAGCGGCAUCAGGGCUGCGGUCAUGGUGAAGCAGGUUCCGGCUGCUCGCCAGCACCGCUCACCAGGGGGGAGAGGCGCGAGCAGCGGCAGCGCCAGCAGCUGUUCGGGUGCAACCACCAUCACAUGCACCGCUACUGCCACGACCCCCGCUGCCCGGGGUUUGACCCCCAGCGCAGCAAGGAACACUGCGACCGCAAGUGGCGCUACCAGCACCUGCGCUGGCUUCACAUUCUCGCGCCCAUGCAGAGCACCUGGACGGGCGGCGGCGGGGGCGCGGCAGGUGUUUUUUCAGGUAGGCUGCCGUGGAGCCCGGGGAAGGGGCUUGCUGAUGGCCGUUCAGGCGAUUCUCCAGGUGGUUUCUCAGGUGGGGGGAGUGGGAGUCCUGCUGCGGUGAGGGAGGUGGAGGAGCGUGUGUGGAGCGAUGAGGAGGACGGUGACGAGGAGGAGCAGGUGGAGGUAGUGCCUCUAACGGAAUGUGGGUGUAGCUUGGACCUUUUUGAGGGUUCUGCUGGUUCAUUGGCAAGGGACCAAGUGACCGAACCACAGCUUAUGGCUGAAAGCGGUGGCAGUGGUGCUGUUGCUGGUGGUGGGGGCGGCAGCGGUGGAAUGGGGGUAUUUGGAAGCGGAAACAGCAUCGGCAGUGGCAGUCAAGGUCAAAGCAGCUCGGAAGGGGCGCUGAGCGCGGGGGUGGGUCUGGGCGACAGGGGCUUGGUAAACGAGUGCAGCGAUGGUGGUGGUGGUGCUGCUGCUGAUACCAUGUGGAGCUGUUUCAGCAGCAGUGAGAGUCUGCUUGGGGGUCAGAGUGUUGGGAGUGAGAACCCAAUGGCUGUCACCUCAGGUGGAACUCCAGAGCAUUUGCCAGGGCAGGAGCCGCAGCAGGAGGGGGAGGAGGAGGAGGAGAACCAGCAGCAGUCAGAGCAGGCAGAGCAGUCAGAGCAGGCACACCAGCAGCAUGAGCAGCAGCAUGGGGGGUCGGAGCAGGUGCUGGAGCUACAGCUGAGGCCCGAGUUCCACGCCCACGUGGAGUUCAAGUGCCCCGUCUGCCUUGUGAGUGCUGCUUCCCUGCUUCGGUAUCCUCAUUCUCGUGCAGCAUAA
Messenger RNA from Closterium sp. Naga37s-1, 1928 nucleotides. NCBI's taxonomy places the organism in Eukaryota, Viridiplantae, Streptophyta, Zygnematophyceae, Desmidiales, Closteriaceae. The record is from the annotation of a GenBank genome assembly.